AUGGCUGGCCUCCUCGCUCGCCUCAAGGGAAAGGACUCCAAGUCCAAGAAGAAAGCCGCCAACGAUCUUGCCUCGUCGCUGCCGCCCAAACCACAAUGGACCGAUGCCUACGCGCGCACCUCUGUCGAGCCCGAGGAGGUCCACGAGCUGAUCCGAUGUUGUACUCAAGAGCUCAAGGCGCGAGCUCUCGACCACCCCUUUCUCCUGCUCCCAUUCCGACCGACCUCCGAUCCUAGCGCCGUGCGCUCCUUUAUCCGUCACUUUUUCGAGUCUCAUGCGAAUCUACGCGGUGAACAAUUGCUCCAGGAGUUGCGCAUGACGGAACCAAUGGUGGUUUCUGGUGUCGCAAAAUGGUGCUGGAGUCGAAUUCAGGGGGGCAUUGUUGGCUGGGAUGCGUAUGAGCUGUUCAAAGUGGGAGAAAUUGACUCAAACCUGGCCCGAGACUCUUUCAAGACAUUCAUCCCGAUUAGCGUUGAGAAUGGCGCCCGUCAGCGCAUCAUCUUUGACUUCUUCGACCUCAUGGCAGCAAUUGCUGCCCACGGAAAGUCCAAUGGUCUUGGUGGCCGAAAGCUGUCGCGGAUGGCUGCAUGGUGGGCCUUUGAGCACAAGGAUACAACCAAGGGCUUCGAGGGAGGAUAUGAGGCGUGGCUUCGUGCUGCCGAUGCGACCAGCCACAUGUUCUUCGCUUUCCUCCGAUCUCUCUCGCCUGAACAGAAUGUCACUGGCAUCACCAUGCUCCCCAUGUCUCUCCAGAAACUGCUCCAGGAAACCGAAUAUCCUCCCCAGCGACCAGCCCUUAUGAGCUCGACUACCAACAAGGUUGUCAUGAUCGUCGACACCGUGUCUCCGACUCCUUUUGCCCUUUUGCGGAGGGCCAACCACUUCCAGUACCGCGACGAGGACCGCGCAUUGCAGGAGUUUUCCGAGUACGAGGACCCCAUUAAAGCUUUGACAGAUGAGUGUCGUCGAGUGUUGAAGGCUAUUGCUGGCGCCAACCAGUCACAAGUAUCAAGCUCAAAGCACUCGACCAGUCUGCGUGAUGCAUCUUGGUCGCGAUUUGAGGAUAUCGGAUUCUCUAGUCCUCUCGAGGAGGAAGAUGAUGACGACGAAAGUGCCUUGGCCCAGAAGCAACCACCACCUGGCCUUCGCAGGACGCCUGCGUCUGGAAACGGCCUCGGAAGACCGACAACUCCCUCAUGGGCCGACUUCUUGUCCUCCGGAUUUGUCGACGAAAACCAGGCCGCUCGAUCCAACCUUCUUCUCCCCCCCGACAAGGUCCUGCCGCCUCUUGAAACGGUGAGACAACGAAGCUCGCAGUCACACCGACCAAGACUUGAGCACGACCGCUCCCUUGAACCUGGUGAACUUGCUAGCAUCACCACCUUUUCCUUGGACGAUGCAUUCUGGUGGGUUUGGAUGACCAGUCUCGCCCCUGAGGAGACUGCCGAGCGAAAGUCUGCAUUCGGACGAUGCGCAAUUGUCGAGACGAAGAUCACCGGUGGCCGCUGGCUGGUGAUGGAGGAGAUGGUGGCUGGCGCGGCGCCAGAGCCUCAGGAGGGUGCCUACAUCGCAGAGAAGAAGGGCUUCUUCAGCUGGACUCGACGUGGAAAGGGUCUUAGUCGACGGAAGUCAGCUGGAAAGCAAGCUCUCGAAAACAACGUUGGCCAAAAUAGCGCCAGCAAGGCCAGCAUUGGCCCCGACACUCAUGCUAGGAUCCAAGCUAAGGCUGCACAGCUUCGAGCAGCUGAACUUCAGGAGAAGAAGCUGGCUGCCCAGCAGCAGUACCAGCGCCGUGGCCGAACUGAUGCAGAGCUCAUGGCUGAGAAGACUAAUAGUGUUCUCACCUUGCAGCCCACCAUCAUCGGUGAGGCUUCAUCAGCACUGAAGUGGGUUUCCAAGUACGACAAGGGAACGAUCAAGGACGUGUAUAUGGCCAACAGCAACGCAGGUCGCGGCUUGGCUGUAUCACCUAUUCCCUCCGAGGGAGUUAACGGAGAUGCCGAGACCAAUGGUGGCUCGCAUGCUCAAGAGCAGCCUCCUCAGGUGCCCGUUAAGGACGUGCCAACGCCUGUUGCCUCUCCGACAUUCGCGCCAGCCCCCAAGGAGACCGUAAGGAAGCCUCUUCCAGUGCCCGACAAGCCCACCGAAGUUGAGCCUGCGCCUGUACCAGCUCCGGAGCCAGUUCAGGAGCAGGUCCAGGAGCCUAUCACACAGCUCCCGGAUCCAGAACCAGCGGCUGCCCCCGCCCCUCCUCCCAAGAGCGAGUUGCCUCAAGACUUUUCUCGUGAGAACAUGGUGUCCCCUACGCCAUCAAGCCCUGAGAGCAAGAAGAAGAAGCUGCAGAAGGAGAACAAGGAGAACCGCGGUUUCCGUAAGCUGUUCCGCAUGAACCGAAGCUCCAAGCUUCCAGAGAAUGCCGGCGCCAACGUGAAUGCGCUCCUUCAACGGGAUCAGCCCACUCCUGAGCCACACGCUCAACCAACUCCGGCUCGUGUUGAGACUCCAGAGCCUGCGGUCGCCCACGCCCCCGUUCCCCAGCCCGCUCCUGUACAGGGUGAUGACUCUGAGCUGCCGACCCCCACACCCGCCGACUUUGUCACGCCUAUGGAAGAGCCUGUGAAGCGUGUCGAUACACCCCAGAAGAACCACGAGGUCGUUGAGCCAACUAUGGAGGAGGCUCAGCUGCCUCCUAGCAACAACUCGACCCCUGUGGAGGUGCAGAAUGCUCGGUUCAACCAGGGCCCCCUCGCAGACCAGCCUGCCUUUGCCCCCGACAGUGACGACGAGGAUGACGCGACGCCUCCGCCCAUCGCUCGAGAGCCCCGUCACUCUCCCCAGAUCGGUUCGGCGGCGCAACCUGAGGAGAAGCUGAGCAACACCGCCGGCCCAGGAGUUCAAGAUCGAUGGGCUCAGAUCCGCAAGAACGCUGCUGACAGAGCCGCUCGUCAACCCGACGAGGCACCCCGCCCUGCUCACAGGACCACUGAUGGCGACGAUGAUACAAGUGGAGAAGAGACUAUUGAAUCCCGCGUUGCCCGAAUCAAGGCUCGCGUCGCCGAAUUGACCGGCAACAUGGAGGGCACCGCCGGCCCUCAGGCGACUCCGGUCCGCCGCUGA
Fusarium falciforme is the source of this 3117-nucleotide messenger RNA. RefSeq lists its product as hypothetical. The transcript is spliced from 6 exons. Lineage: Eukaryota; Fungi; Ascomycota; Sordariomycetes; Hypocreales; Nectriaceae. The coding region runs from base 1 to 3117 and encodes 1038 amino acids. The record is from RefSeq and is a predicted model, not a curated record.